AUAGCCUACCGCAGUUUGUCAAAAAGCCCAUGCAUAGUUUCAGAAACUAUUGUACCCAUGAAACAUUUAGACCUAGAAAAAAAAAAAAAAACGGGGGAUGUGAAAUGUACCACAAGUCAUAUAGGCUACUUGUGUUUGGUUCAUUUGGUGUCAAGCGGUCUAGUCACUCUCUUAUUCUUUUGACGACACUUCCAACCUGCAGGCAGAAAGAAAGCAAAAACCCAAUUCAUGAUGACAUGAUAUCAUAUCCGGAGCUGCGACAUCGAAUCGCCAAAUGAGAAUUCGGAACGAACUUCCCCAACGUUCUAUUUGGAGCACGCGCCGGCUGACGUAGGUGAGCAGCGCGCGCGUCCCGCUCCCUUGAGGAAAAAAAGAGCGUGAACGCGCCUCUAUCCUCCUCGCUGCUACAGUGAAUGCGGGCAUCCAGACGCCUGACUGAGUGCGGCUGUUCUUUACCGAGAGCUCGGAUGCCAAUGCAUGGAAAGGGUUCUGUCGAAGCCGAAAGGUAGAGAAGGCAAAUAUAUCUUCACACGAACGUUCAGUGUAAGUGAUGCUACUGCAAGUUGAAGUCCUGGAAGUAAAACCGCAGCAGAUUGGGAAUAAACGGAUAGAUCGGCGUUCCCCGUUGCAGAGCGCACUCAGUGCGUUUGGAAUACAGAGACGCAGCGUGGAAUUACUGGAGCCCUCAGUUUGUGAACUAAAGUCCAUUCGUUUUCUACCGCAUUUUAUUUUUUUAUCGUAUUUUUCUUGUUUCCCUUCUUUAUUUUCGCUACUUUUUUCUUUGAUUCGGUUCGUCCUUUCUCCCAUUCUGUUCUAAUGUCAUUUAGUAGCCUAUCAGCCCUUUUCAGUUAUUUUAUUUCCUCAUCCUCCGAAGAUACUCGGAUUCGUUUUUGGGAGGGUAGAUUGUGGUAAAAAGAUACUCAAUCUCAAACUGAGUCGUGUCAUGGAUGGCAAAUUGUAUUUGCAUCUACGGAACAAAUCGGGGAAUAUAGAAUAACUACUGCUGACAGAGACAAGGACAAAUGACAUAGGAUGAACACUGCUGGUCAUCUCUGUCUGUCUGUGCUGUCAUCCCUUUUUGCACUGUCCUGGGCCGUGGAGCCGCUGGGUCAGGCCGCCCCCUGCUCCUCUCUGGUGACUGGGGUCUUAUACGGCUCCUUCUCGCUCAGGGACCUCUUUCCCAGGCCGUCAGCUCUGACAUCUGGAUGCUCCUGGACUGUGGAGAACCCUGACCCCACCAAGUACUCGCUCUAUUUCCGCUUCAAUCGCCAUGCCGGCGUGUGUUUAGCUUUUUCCCCGCUGGUGCUGCCUCUGGACCACUACCUCUCAAACCAGACCUGUGGCCCCCCAGACCAGCCCACCUUCCCCUCGGACCCUGAAGCUGUCGAGCUUUGCAUGGUCCCAGGACCCCACACCUUCCUGCAGUUCGAUAAGAACUUUGUGCAGUUGUGCCUGACCACUCAUCCCAACAAAGACGGCGACAACAGAGAUGGGACGUCCGAGGGCCAAGCCCCCUUGUCGGCGGAAACUCUGGACUUCCGGCUCGUAGAGGUUCUGCUCAUUAAUAAUGAGAAUUCGAGUCAGUUUACGUGUGGAGUCCUGUGCCGAUGGUUUGAGGAGUGCUUGCAUGUCGGCUCAGGCUGGGAAACCGAGAGCUGCAGUAUCACCCAGACAGGAUGUGUUUGUCCCAACACGGCCCCUCCGGUCUCCUUGCUGCCCACUGCGCCCCAUAACCACUCUUUAGACCCCAGCGUGAGUGUGUUGCAGUCCCCACCCGACGACUGUUGUGUGACACAGCUGCAUUCAAAGAAUGGCAUCGCUAUAGCACCCAGAGAUGUCCGGCAAGAACCUGAUGAUGAUGAGCAGAAGGUGAAGACACAAAGGCCACGAUCAGCUGACCAGCCGGGUGUGUUUCAGGCCCAGACAGGUGACCCAGCAGCGGAGGAGUGGUCUCAGUGGAGUGUGUGUUCACUGACGUGUGGGCAGGGUUGGCAGGUUCGUUCUCGCUCAUGUGUGUCCUCUCCGUACGGGACCCUCUGCAGCGGCCCGCUGAGGGAAACCCGACUCUGCAACAACACUGCCACCUGCCCAGGUGAGCCGCAGCAUCAAGCAGUGGAGGGCCAGUGGUUGGACUGGGCGGCCUGGUCUCAGUGCUCUGUUUCCUGUGGCUCUGGAACUCAGCAGAGGCAGCGGCGUUGCAGCGUUUCAGUUCAUGGCUGGGCGGAGUGCAAGGGGCCACAUGCAGAAACUCGUGAGUGCACCAAUCCGUCCUGUGGGGGUGGAGGCAACUGGGGUGCUUGGAAUCACUGGAGCUUGUGCUCCAAGACCUGUGACUCAGGUUGGCAGCGGCGGUUCCGUAUGUGUGAAGGCACAGGAAUCCAGGGUUACCCUUGCGAUGGCUCUGGAGAGGAAGUGCGCUCAUGCAAUGACAAGAAGUGCCCAGCACCACAUGAAAUAUGUAAAGAUGAGUACCAAUUAGCCAUGGCGUGGAAGAGAGCCUCAGCCGGAGAGACGGUAUACAACAAGUGUCCAUCUAAUGCCACUGGAUCUGCUAGUCGUCGUUGUUUGCUGGACGCUAAUGGAGUUGCUUACUGGGGUCCUCCGAGCUUCGCCCGAUGUGUCUCACUUGAAUAUAGAUAUUUACAUUUAUCUUUGCGAGAACAUCUUGCGAAGGGUCAGAGGACCCUGGCAGGGGAGGGCAUGUCUCAGAUCGUGAGGAGUCUCCUGGAGUUAAUGUCCCGUAAGAAUUAUUAUAGCGGCGACCUCUUAUUCUCCGUGGAGAUUCUCCGAAAUGUGACGGACACCUUCAAGCGAGCAACCUACAUCCCAGCUCCUGACGACGUGCAGAAAUUCUUCCAGAUUGUCAGCUUAAUGUUGGACAUUGAAAACCUUGAGAAGUGGGAAGACGCUCAUCAGGUCUCUCCGGGUUCUAUGUUACUGAUGCGAGUUGUGGAAGAUUUCAUUCAUCUAAUUGGAGAGGCUCAAAAGCCGUUCCAGAGCUUUCUGGUUGUCACCAACAACCUCAUAAUCACCAUCCAGCGAGAACCAGUUUCGGCUGUUUCCAGUGACAUCAAUUUCCCCAUGAAGGGGAGGAGAGGGAUGAAAGACUGGGCACGUUCUGCAGAUGACAAACUCUUCAUCCCCAAAGAAGUCUUCACCCUGUCUUCUGAUGAAUCAGACGACACACCGUAUUUUGUCAUCGGAGCGAUCCUGUACCGCACCCUCGGCCUCAUAAUGCCCCCACCAAAAGAUCCAUUCGUGAUCAGCUCGAAGAUUCUGACUGUGACGGUGCGUCCCUUACCCAAGCCCACCGAGCCCUUGGUAUCAGUGGAACUCGCCCCUUUGCUCAAUGGCACAACGGAUCCUCAGUGUGUUGUCUGGGACUACGGAAACCCAGAGGCUGGCGAAGAAAACUGGGACGCAGAGAGCUGCCAAACGCUCCCAUCGCCGGCAGUCUCCCACACCAAAUGUCUGUGCAGCAAGCUGUCCACCUUUGCAGUGUUAGCGCAGAAAGCUAAAGAACCGGGUAUGGGGCCCUCCAGUAUGCCGUCUGUGCCCCUCAUGGUGGGAUGUGGCAUAUCCUGUACGGCUCUACUCAUUCUGCUGCUCAUCUACGCUGCCUUUUGGAGGUACAUACGUUCAGAGAGGUCCAUCAUCUUGGUGAACUUUUGUCUGUCCAUACUGGCCUCCAAUGUGCUGAUACUGGUGGGACAGUCCCAAACUCUCAGUAAGGGACUGUGCACUGUUACUGCUGCCUUUUUGCACUUCUUCUUUCUGGCCUCUUUCUGCUGGGUGCUGACAGAGGCAUGGCAGUCCUACCUGGCUGUGAUUGGCAAGAUGAGGUCCCGCCUCAUUCGCAAGCGUUUCCUGUGCCUGGGCUGGGGUCUUCCAGCCCUUGUGGUCGCUGUAUCUGUGGGUUUUACCCGGGCCAGAGGUUACGGCACGCCAAGUUAUUGUUGGUUGUCUCUGGAAGGAGGGCUGCUGUAUGCAUUUGUCGGCCCCGCUGCUGUCAUUGUACUGGUGAACAUGCUGAUUGGGAUAGUGGUCUUCAACAAGCUCAUGUCUAGAGAUGGUAUCUCAGACAAAUCCAAGAAGCAGAGAGCAGGUCCGCCGUUGGAAGCGCGUAACAGGCUGCUCCUGAAAUGCUCCAAGUGCGGCGUGAUCUCCAGUACCGCCCUGUCCAGCUCUACCGCCAGCAGUGCCAUGGCGUCGUUAUGGAGCUCUUGUGUGGUUCUCCCUCUGUUGGCACUCACAUGGAUGUCAGCUGUGCUGGCCAUCACAGACCGCCGAUCAACCCUCUUCCAGGUGCUCUUUGCCGUCUUUGACUCAGUCCAGGGAUUCGUCAUCAUCACAGUGCACUGUGCCAUGCGCCGAGAGGUACAGGAUGCAGUGCGCUGCAGGAUGGGUGGGUGCAAAGACGACAGUGAAAACUCUCCAGACUCCUGCAAGAACGGCCAGGUGCAGAUCAUGACGGACUUUGAAAAAGAUGUGGACUUAGCGUGUCAAACAGAAAGAGGACAUCCAUUCAUUUUUAAGGAGGUAAACACCUGUAACCCUGCUACCAUAACUGGCACUCUAUCCCGCAUCUCCCUGGACGAUGAGGAUGACCCAAAGUUGUCAGCUCACCAGGAAGGCGUUAAUUUCAGCAGCCUGCCUGGGAACAUCCCACCUCCUAAUCUCCUGGUGCAGGUACCUCCUUUGGGUCCGUUGAAUGAGCUAAGCGAGCAGCCACUAAAGAAGGAGGUUAAUGUGGAGCAGCAAGGUCAGCAUCAACGAUCUGGACCCAUCUACUUGUGCACAGAGAGCGGGCUGGGUUGGCCCCGACCAAACCCUUCUUCCACCCAGGAUUCAGCUGGUGGUGUUGGUGGGGAAGGGGACUACAUGGUGUUGCCACGUCGGACAGUCAGUCUCAAGCCCCCUCCUCCAACCCAGGAUGAGGGGAAGCCCCUGAACAUUACAGUAGAUGACCCUCCCUUUCCUCCACCCCCUUCACCCCUGACUCUGCAUCCAGCAGAGAGUGAAGCAUACCCUGCAGACUUUGCAGCUGUGGACCACAUCAGCAUGAACCUAAACCGCUCCUAUGGCACACUCAAACAGUUGCCAGCCCACACCGGGCACACGCAUUCCCACACCAACACCCACACCAUGCAGGUCAAGCAGAAUCGUCCCUCUGUCCGGCAGAUCCUCACCUCGGGGACAGUGGAGCGCACCAGAACCCUUCCCCGCAACCUGGGCAGCACCAACACCAGCCUCUCGGCUGGAUCUUUGGAAAGGAAAAGAGUACGGUACUCUGAGCUGGACUUUGAGAAAGUGAUGCACACUCGUAAAAGACACUCAGAGCUCUACCAUGAACUCAACCACUCCACCAAGUUCCACACCAUAGACAGGUAUAACAGGGACCCUGCCAUGUCCUCCUUUAAGGUUCCUCCUCCACCUCCACCACGACAAUCUGAGCCUUUAACACGGAGAAUGAGCUUCGUUUACAAAGAGAGCCAACGUAAGCAUGUCAGCCAGACCCAGUAUUCCCAGCCCCUGAUUUAUGAAGGCGCUCAUUGGUGCAGUGUAAACCCUCACUUUGUGGAGUCUAGGAGGUGUAGAGGACUAAAUGUUAGGUGUUUGUUUUUUUGUUUUUUUCACAUUAGAUUGUGUUAACUCAGCGUGGAAUAUUCCCUGCAAUGUUGUGGUGUACUGUUGUAAAUCAAACAGCUUUGCGUUGACAUCGUGCUUGUAAUAGUACCAGUGCUGUUUUAAACCCUUUAAACUUUUAUUUUAAACCAACCCAUACAUAUAAACCCUUAUAAACCACAAAAACUUUCAGUUAAAUUUAUCAAAAUGUGUUUUAAAAGAUCAUAAACGCAUAAAACUUAAUUUGGCCACAAAUCUGCAUUAAAGUGCAAAUAACCCUAUUGUACACGGUAAGUAAACACAUACUUCUCCAGCGGCAAUGUGAUGCUGAUGAUAUUAGAAGUGCGUCUGGUGUGUGUGUGUGGGGGCCGUUAAAGAGAUGAGUGCACAUUCGGGAAAAAUCUAAGCCAUUUUUCUCUACUGUCUUAUUCUAGAAUUUUCUUUUAUCCCAUUGGAUCAUUCUAACAGCUUGUGAGGAAAGUGAGCUUAGUGGGGUCUCUAACACAUCCAAAUGGCCCCUUCCAGACACUGUCCAUUUCUUCUAAUCGUCUUUCUCUCUCUAUUUCCCUCCUACAUACGCUGACUUCAAUCUCUCGUUUGUACCACGGGUUCUCUUCAUCUUCUUUUUCUAUAGGGACAGUGGUGGCGCCUUAGUCACUUGCAGUCCGUUAAAUUGCUUGUGUUAGUGCGAAUGGAGCUUGAUGCAGUUUGAAAGGAAGUUAACCUCUAAGUGAAGAUGCUGGCUGGGCUGAUAGCUGUAGCGGAGGCACCCCAUAUGGUCCCAAAUGGAUGAAGGACUGCUAGCCUGUGUUCAAUCUAUUCAUGCUAAUGGGGAUCCUACAAAUGAACACAGCGGGAAACUUGAGAGCAGAGGAAGGCAACAGUCUGGCUCUUGAAAUAUGUAUAAGUUGAAAACUUCUGCUCUUACACCCACUGACUUUUUUACGAAAGCGUAAACAUCAUGAAUAUAUGCACCAAGUAAGCAAUAAUGUAAUACUUGAACAAUCCCUCAACCUAAAGUAUUAAACUAAGGCACAUAACCCACAUAAUGCAUGCAAUGGACAUGACUGAUGCUUUAAAUAAUUUACUAAACGUCUAUGAAUUUUUCUUCUUUUAAAUGGUGAUACAGUUUGGGGGCAAAAACACUGAACUUUGGAAGGAGGAGGAUUA
Messenger RNA from Carassius auratus (goldfish), 6795 nucleotides. It is a transcript of the gene adgrb2, whose product is annotated as adhesion G protein-coupled receptor B2. Lineage: Eukaryota; Metazoa; Chordata; Actinopteri; Cypriniformes; Cyprinidae. The record is from RefSeq and is a predicted model, not a curated record. Gene Ontology annotation, biological process: negative regulation of angiogenesis; cell surface receptor signaling pathway; G protein-coupled receptor signaling pathway. Gene Ontology annotation, molecular function: G protein-coupled receptor activity. The transcript has 31 exons. Bases 1033 to 5652 code for a protein of 1539 amino acids. Gene Ontology annotation, cellular component: plasma membrane.